Messenger RNA from Soboliphyme baturini, 294 nucleotides. The record is from the annotation of a GenBank genome assembly. Lineage: Eukaryota; Metazoa; Nematoda; Enoplea; Dioctophymatida; Soboliphymatidae.
AUGGUGGAGUUAUUUUAUACGUUAUGUCCGGCACUGAAGUGGUUGAAAGACGGCACGAUAUUCGAGAGCUCACGACAACGUGAUAAGCCAUACACUUUCGUUCUUGGAACGGUGCAGGCGGUCAAAGGCUGGAACAAAGGAUUAUUGGGAAUGUGCGAAGGCGAAAUAAGGAAGCUGGUAAUUCCUUCCAGUAUGGGUUAUGGACCAAAAGGCGUGGCGCCCCUUAUUCCAGGCAAUGCAACUUUAUACUGGGAAGUGGAACUACUGAAGAUCGAGCGCGAACCAGAGCUGUGA